Messenger RNA from Microdochium trichocladiopsis, 526 nucleotides. RefSeq lists its product as uncharacterized. The record is from RefSeq and is a predicted model, not a curated record. The coding region runs from base 128 to 502 and encodes 124 amino acids. The transcript has a single exon. Lineage: Eukaryota; Fungi; Ascomycota; Sordariomycetes; Xylariales; Microdochiaceae.
GCAGAUGUCAAUGUAGGCACGGGGGAAAUAACUUCGGUUACGGGUCGCCUCGAUAUUCAGUCCGAUGACCUGAAGUCGGCUCUGGCCGGUGGUUGUCGGGUACAAUCAGCCUCCCUGUCGGCCUGCAAUGUCGCCGUCUCUUGGCAAGGCUGUACCUCUCAAGCUUGACUUUCCCAUCCCGGUUGCGGAAUCCGGGUGCAAGAUUCGAAUCGCUCGCAAGUCAUCUUACGUCGAACUUGUUGCUCCCAUGGAUACGGAUGCAUGGAAGAGCUCUCCUGCGUUGCUGUAUCCCGUGCUCCUCAACGGACAUAGCCCGACCGCCUGGAACAUGCCCUAUCUCAACCUACACAAUCUCCCAAUCCUCGACGUCUCACAGCACGACAAAAUGCAGUGGCUGAUCACACAUGCCUUGAUCUUAGUUUCCCUCACCGCUCUUGCUUGUUGCGCCUUGAGAUGGAAGCCUGUUUUCCUUUCCAGCUAUUGCUUUCUCAUUCCGUCUUAACUAAUGCAAAUUGAUGUUAUCGUC